GCUCGAACUACCUCCGUGUUUGUCUUCUACUUCAUCGUAUCUAUCUCAGGGCUCACGUCCAUCCUUUGUUGUUCAUUUCCUUCUGCAUUGUUGUAUGUUUUCGCUUUUCAUCGUCGCUACCCAAGAUUUUAUCACUGGCGCAGAUUUUUCACUAGCACAGCAAAUCCUCCUCCUACCGAAUAAAGGAAGAAGCACCACCUCCUUCAUCAAGAUGUCGGGCAACCAACUAGAACCGUUCCAACUUUUCGACUCGUCGAUCGAAAAGAAUCCGAAGCUCCUCGCGGUCACCUUCAUUACGAUGGUACUAACCGUCUGGGUCAUCCACAAAAAGAGCCGACCAACAAGUGCUACUAGCACCGCCCCCGCGGGCCCCGCCCGGUUUUACGAGCGCCUAGCCAACGCGCUGAUGCUGCGAGGAGGGGGGCAGAUACAGCAGAAAAAACACAGGACGGCUGCGGAAAUCAUGCGGGGAAAGCACAAGAUUGACGUGAAAGAGCGGGGCGGGAACGGGGAUGCGGUAGACUACAGGUAGUAGGUGGAACUAGAAGUACGUUCUACUUCCGUUGUAGCUGAUCAUCGUCGAUCUGAAGAUGUAGUUGAAUGAUCGCUCAGUGGUAGCCUUUGGUUUGAAGUUUUUUUCUUUCACCACGCAGCUAAUAUUGGUCUAUGUAUUUCAAGUUCAUCAACGUCAACUUAUACUACCAUCAUUAUCAACCCAGACUCUGGAUGCAGCUGCUGGUCUACGACCUACAUGGCGCGAGCACUCCAGACCACUUCACUGCGGCAAACCAGCUCUCCUCGGAAGAAACUUUACGUCAAUUCCACCUGAUUUUGACCAGCAAGAAAAUCCCGCACGUCCUGUACUCCCACAUUUACCACCCGACGCAAGUUGGGCUGCUCUUCUGGUCCCAAGACCCGUCGUACUUCGUGAAGCACGUAAAUCCAUUGUUGCAACACGGGGACACGUAUGCAUCGCAAAAGCAUCUUCAUCGCGCCCGUGGUAAUGGCAUAUUAUCCAUGAGAGAUUUGGCAUUCCAUCUGGUGUGGCAUUACAAAUUCCAACUUUCCCUCUGGAACAUACAAUUCGUAUUGCAAUUUGUACUACGUCCGAUGCUUUUGCAUUGCAUAACACGAAAGCGCGGUUGCUGCACACCAUGUUCGGCAAAACCUACUCCAACGGCCACGAACAAUAUGAGAGUGCACAACUGCCCCUCCCCGUCAUUCGUAAUGCAAAGUACCAAACUCACACCUUGCUCGUAAGCACUGCUACCAUGACAAAUUUUGGAACCUCAAAUAGUACUACAAUCUGCGCGCAGAUUUGUCAUGCGAAAGCCCCUAUCCUGCUGUUGCUUGUGUUGCUGUUCAUACCAGACAAAUGAGGGGGAGGGGGAGUUGUGCACCCUCAAAAACAAGAUUUGGAUUACGCGUUGUUGCAAAAGCCGGUGAAGAUGGCGAUGAAAAAGGAGCACGAGUAUUGCAUCUGGUACCCGCUUAUCCACUGCAAAAGUAUCGUGCUCGUAGUAAUUGCAAUUAUGCAUGACAAAUCUCUUUCUACUCAAGGUGAAUCAGCAUGAGAAAUUUCAUUUGUAAUGCUGAUCAAAUUUGUCAUGCAAUUUAUACUAGUGCGUGUGCGAUACUUUUGCACUGUAUACCGCUGCGAAGGUGCGGAAAAUUCUAUCUAGAGGAGCCGGAAGCGCAGUGCGAGAUGUUGUUGGAGCACGCGCUGUAUCAAAUGCAAAAAUGUCUGGGUCUGGAAGAGUGCAGAAGUUUGUCGUGCAGAUUUUGCAGGGCCCACGAGGUCUGUGAUGCAUGCCCCAGCAUCAGAGAUUCUGCGAGGGCUUUCUAAUGCUCAUGCCGCAUGAGAAAUACCCUCUCCGCGUAGCACAAAUUGCGCCUCUUUAUUUCCUGUUCAUGCAAUACAGAUUUCAUGUAGAGUCCAAAAGUAGCAUCACAAGUUGCAUCCUUCCAGACCCAGACACUUUUGCAUUUGAUACGCUGAUUGGCAGAAGUUACGGGGAAAAGAACUUGGCGCAUGAUAUCAGGCUGCAGGCUACAGGUGAAGUUGGAUUUUGACAUUUAUUUUGUAGUCGUGUGAACAAGAAGAAGAUCAGCAUCAGCAUCAGACAUAGUUAGAGCAGUUUCAAUUUCCGGUAUCACAGAACAAAACAUGCCCUGUCAUGCUGAAAUUGCAUGAAGAUGAACAAAUUGAAAGACACAAAUCAAACACCAGGUCUCGAUGAGAAGGACAACGAGUUUGUCAUAGGGCUUGUGGGAAAGCAGCUCCAUCCCCUGGCCAAAGUGAUCCAGGACAUGCGGAAGACCCGGCACACAUCCGAAUUCAUCGAGUCUCUUGGCCCGUUUUUCGUCGGGUUAUCCAAGAAAAAAACGUUGUUACUGUAAGUUUGUGAUGCGCGACAUGCAAGAUGAUUGCGUCUGUCAUGCUGGGAAUGCGUUGUAGGGUCCAUUCGGCCGCGUUUUCCGGUACUAUCUGCGCAUGACAGGUUUUGCUCUCAUGCCACAGAGAUUUGUAAUGCUGUUCCUGCAAAAAAGUUACUUUACACCUACAAUCUUUUUUUCUUGGAUACGGGUUGAAGGCUUUUCAGUGGCCCCCAGCACUCGACGAAUCGUUCGGCGCUUCGGGUAUGAAUUGCAAAAGUAUCCUCGCACUCGUCGUUCUCGUACUGAUUGUGAUAGAAAAAAAACUGCAUGACAAAUCCACUUGCUAUACCUGGAUCAGCAUGACAAAUUCCGGUUCCGCUCCUUUUUAGCAAAUUUGUAAUGCUAUCAAAUUGAAAGCUAGUAGAUGUAGAAACAGAAAGUAGAAGUAGUUGUAAUGAGAAAAUGCGAUAGGUGGAUACUUUCGAUCUGCAUAAUCAUCCCUUUACAACAGUCGGCCUUCGGUGUUCACCAAACGGGCGUGGAACAGCAGGCCGGACCGACGGCAGAACAAACGUUGAAUGAGGCAGAAGCGGUCGAUAGUAACGUCCCAGCCGGAUUUGGCACGCCAGUGCGGAUGCGGGUACCACCCCCGCCCGUGUCAGUUUCGGCAACGAAAGGGACGAAGGACGGCGAAGAAGAAGUUGAUGAAACUUCUGCAGCAGGGGGAUCUUCUUCGUCCGACAAUAACGAAGCCGCCACCUCCGCGGGCACCAGCACAGCGGGCGGAAAUAGCAGCGUAGCGAAUCGUCGUCCGUGUCCGUCAUCAACUUCAGAAAAAGACGAUCCUCCUUCCGAGAAAGAAGAAAUCAAACCCACAGGCGGGGGUUGUCCCUUCGCAGCAAAGGCCCGGGCGCGCCGGGCGGCGGAGGCGGCAGCGAAGCAGGCGAAAGAAGAGGAAGAGAAGGAGAAAAGUAUCACGGAAGAAACGUUGAAAAAAAUCAAAAAUGCCUUCGUCACGGAGAAAUGAACAAAACUUCAGGGCUGAAAAGUUUCUUUACGGCGAACUGUGACUCGUGGAGAAGGCAUGAGCAAACGUGUGUAGAAUCAAGAGCCCCUGCGACAAGAUUCAGUUCUUGUGGGCAUGGUGAGUCUUACGCUUACCUCAGUAAUAUUGCAGAUAAAGUUGUUUUCAAUUUCAUCUAUGUAAGUUGUACAUGGCUCGACCUCGACGCUCACGCUCAAACGAUUAUACAGCCCAUCACUCUCAUCUCUCGCCUCAAUGCCCAUUUUUUUUGCGGUUCAAUGUCAAAGCCAUAACCUCGUAGCAGCUGGGUUGCUCUCAACAUCCGUGUAUAUUGAUUGAACUUCUAGUACCAAGAAUAAGGCUGCUUUCCGAGGAAAAGCCUUCAGAUGACCACAACAAUAGCCAGUUCAAAAUGAAAAAACUAAGACCGCAACUGUGCCAUAGGAGGGUUUGAAUUUUAUGUGAACAAAGUAGAAUCAUGUGAAGUAGUUCUAGUACUAGUAAAUGAAUCGCAAGAUGAGCACCCGAAAGGAAAUAAAACACUAACAAGAUGUCGUGACUUCAAGCCCCAUCUUCACCUCCUGGAGGGAAGUUGUGAAAAGAGCACUAGUGAUGUCCACCUUCUAGGAUAAAGACACAGUAACAACGAACUAACCGCUUGUCUCAUGUGAUUUUCAUCUUUUUCCUUGUGGACUGGAUGUGCUGUAACCUGUGGC
This is a messenger RNA of Amoebophrya sp. A120, 4119 nucleotides long. NCBI's taxonomy places the organism in Eukaryota, Dinophyceae, Syndiniales, Amoebophryaceae. The record is from the annotation of a GenBank genome assembly.